ACAGCAAAGUGUGCUUUUACUUCCAACGCGUUCUGUGACGUUUCACAAUAAGGAUUUUAUUUUGAAAGCAAUUGUAGGAAGCCAUAAUGUGUAAUAUAUCUAGCUUCCUGUCAAGUGCUCAAUUGUGAUUUUUGAGCGCGGGAAGCAUUAUGGGGAGAGUAAAGUGAACUUAAACAGCUUGUGUUUACCAAAGUAGUUUCUUUUAACGUUACAGUCUGACCAGUGUUACCAGUUUAACCGUAGGUUAUGGAUACAGUGGUGAAUCUAAGUAACCGUGGAAAACUUAGCAUUAGCAUUUGCUCUUGCUAGGCACUCAGUAAUAGCUAACGUAACAAGUGACUGUCUCUCAGGUCUCAGGUAGGCGACAACUUCAGACUUACAGACACAAAAAAGUGUAAAGUAACGUUUGUUAAUUUGUUGGCAAAUUCUUAAAAGUGUGUUGGUUACGUGUGGCUGCAUCCUCAAUGGAGUACACCAUUGGAGGGGUGAAGAUCCACUUCCCCUGUAAGGCUUACCCAUCCCAGCUGGCCAUGAUGAAUUCAAUCGUACGAGGGCUGAACUAUGGGCAGCACUGUUUGCUGGAGAGUCCCACAGGAAGUGGAAAGAGCUUGGCCUUGCUCUGCUCGGCUCUGGGCUGGCAGCAGGCUCAGAUGGCUAAACUGCAAGAAGGAGGAAGCCUUGUGGAUGACAAGAGCCAGUCAGAUAAAAACUGUGGAGAGUAUAAGAAGUCAGAUGUCACCAGCCCCUGUCAGUGUAUGUGCCACAGCAAAACCAGCAGGACCACAGCUACAGCAGCAGCCGAACCUGCUUUUGUGGACCUCACUGGGUCACCCUGCAAAGAGACUGCACAGCCGCCGCCUCCAGCACCUGAACAUAUGCCGUUGCCAGAGGAGCCGCAGCCCAAGAAACAGUCUAUAGCCUCUCGUCUGUCUGAGAAGUUCCAGUCUUCCCUCAGUUCUGCCCGUGAGAAAGAUGACGACUUCCAGCCAGAUAGGAAACGCAUUCGCACUGCUGAGCACAAGAGCCGUAAAAGGCAGCGUCUGGAGCAGGGAGUGAUAUUCAUAGAUGAUGAGCCGGAGCUGGAAAAUGAGCCUUCGGGACCUCAGAGUUUGACCACAGAGCCAAACAGCCAGGCAGCUGUUAUGUCCUCAUCAAGCUGCUCCCCUGAACCCUGCUCCCAGUGCCUGUGUGCUUCGACCAAACACGGUGUGAAGGACAAAGAGAAAGAUGGCAAAAAGAAGAUUCCUAAGAUCUUCUUUGGCACUCGCACACAUAAACAGAUAACUCAGAUCGCCCACGAGCUGAAGCGCACUGUUUACUCCAGAGUGCCCAUGACCAUCUUAUCCAGCAGAGAUCACACCUGUGUCAACCUGGAGGUGGCGCCUCACUCCAACCGCAAUGAACGCUGCAAGGAACUGCUGGAGUCCAAAGAUGGCCGGUCAUGCCGCUACUACCAUGGUGUCCAGAGGAUGCGGGACCAGAACAUGCUACAGCGGGUCCACGGACUCCAUGAAGCCUGGGACAUCGAAGACCUGGUCGCACUGGGCAAACGACUCCGGUCAUGCUCCUACUAUGCUGCCCGUGAACUUAUGCAGGACGCUUCCAUCAUCUUCUGCCCAUAUAACUACCUGCUGGACCCAAUGAUCAGAGAGAGUAUGGAGAUCGACCUGGCAGGCCAGAUCUUGGUGCUGGACGAGGCCCACAACAUCGAGGACUGUGCAAGGGAGAGUGCCAGCUUUACAUUAAACCUCAACAGUCUGCUGAUGGCUAGGGACGAGCUCGAUGCCAUGGUCAACAACAACAUCAGACGCUCCAAACACGAGCCACUCAGGAACUUCUGCUAUAGCCUGAUCAACUGGAUCCAGGAGAGCCAAAGCAUGAUGUCUGAACGGGGAUAUGAGAGUGCCUGUAAAGUCUGGAGUGGGAAGGAUGUACUGCCCAUCUUUCACAGCCUGGGCAUCACUGCUGACACUUUCAGCAUUUUGAAGCAAAACUUAGCAGCAGUGUUGGAGAAAGAAGACAGUGUUGGUUUGGUUAAUGGUAAAGAGGAUAUGGUGCAGGUCCCAACCAUCAGCUCAGCUACCUCCGCUGUCCUCAAAAGCCUCUUCAUGGUGCUGGACUUCCUCUACAGGGACAACUCCAGGUUUGCUGAAGACUACCGGGUAGCUCUGCAGAAGAGCUAUGCUUGGACGAACCAGGUCUCACCUGAUGUCCCUGAUGCCCAGGGCUUUUUUGUUCGGCCACGCCACAGACAACGCCAGAGCAUCCGAGUCAAGACAGAAGUCCUGACACUCAGUUUCUGGUGCCUCAAUCCUGCUGUGGCCUUCUCUGACUUGAGUGGCUCAGUGCACAGUAUUGUGCUGACAUCAGGGACCUUGUCACCCAUGGGCUCCUUCUCCUCUGAACUUGGGGUCAAAUUCUCUAUCCAGCUGGAAGCCAACCAUGUUAUCAGCAAGUCCCAGGUUUGGGUGGGCACUGUUGGUGCAGGACCCCAAGGCAGAAAACUCUGUGCCACCUUCCAACAUGCCGAAACGUAUGCCUUCCAGGACGAGGUGGGUGCGCUGCUGCUCCAUGUCUGCCAGGUCGUGGCCAAGGGUGUGCUCUGCUUUUUGCCUUCUUACAAGAUGCUAGACAAGCUGAGAGACCGGUGGACUAACACUGGUCUCUGGGAGAAACUAGAACAACAGAAAAUUGUGAUCACAGAGCCCCGUGGUGGUGGCAAGGGGGAUUUUGACGAACUGCUUCAGACUUACUACGAUGCCAUCAAAUACUGUGAGGAAAGAGAUGGUGCACUGCUGAUUGCUGUCUGUAGGGGUAAAGUCAGUGAAGGACUAGACUUCACAGAUGACAAUGCCAGGGCAGUGGUCACCAUUGGAAUUCCCUUUCCAAACAUCAAAGACCUGCAGGUGGAACUGAAGAUGAAGUACAAUGACCAGCACUGCAAGUCCAGAGGUCUUCUCCCAGGCCAUCGUUGGUACGAGAUUCAGGCCUACAGAGCUCUAAACCAGGCCCUGGGAAGGUGCAUCCGCCACAGGAAUGACUGGGGUGCCCUUAUUCUAGUAGAUGACCGUUACCGGAAUAAUCCCAAUAAGUACAUCACAGGUCUCUCUAAAUGGGUCCGCCAGCUCGUCCAGCAUCAUGACACCUUCAGCAAUGCCAUGCAGUCUCUGGUAGCAUUCUCUCAGGUGCAACAGAAGGUGGAGGUGGCCCCUGUAGACAGCCAGACCCUCAGCUCUACUGUCUCAUCUACAAACAGUCACUUGCCAGUAACUGUAGAGGAACGGGGUCUGCCCAAGGCCUCAGAACCACAGACACCCCGCUCAUUUGUCAAACCACCUGAACCCCAACAGGACACAAGCCCCUCAACCUUCAGUUUUAUUUCUGAUAUACAGUUGAAAGCUGAUCUACAUGAAAAAGCAGAAUGUUUGAAGACGAUGCACAGUCCCCCAACAGAGCCCAUAUUGCAUCAAAAAAAACCAGGGCAGCCUCUGUACCACAUUUUCACCUCCAGCCCCGUCAGCACCUGCUUCAAGAAGCCAAUCUUUACAGCGCCCAGUAAUUCCAGCCAGCACUUGGAAACAUCUAAUCAUUCUGAGCUCAAGGAGAAACAGCAGAUCUCCUCCCCACAAAAGAAGACUGAGGCGGCUUGUCUUAAACAAGAGGCUGGAGACAGUGCCAAUGAAAUCAAAGUGGAACCACACAAUCUGGCUCUGAAGCCUUCUACAGUAACAACAGCUCCCAGCUGUGAACGUGAACCACCCUCAGCAGACAAUCCAGAUGAAGACGAAGAGGACGAGGACCAGACUGUCUUCUUUACUCCAGAACUUUUUGAGGACGAAGGCAGCCCACAGAAAGAGACAAAGACCAAGUCACCUCCCAGGAUGGUUUUAGGGGCAGAGAGCCUUGCCCUGCUGUCAGAAGAACCUUUUGGCUUUGAGCAGGCCCAAGGGCAAGCCUCUGCUUUUGAUGGACAGAGUGCUAUUUCAGUCAGUAAGGACAACACACAGCUGUCACAGGGACAGAAAAAAGAAAUCAGAGGACAGAAGCAAGGUGAGGAGGAAGAGCAGGUGGAAAAUCAGAGCAGGCUGACAGGCAGUAGGCCUUGCAGGCUGUCCAGGUCCAGGCAGAAAGCUCCCUCCACUCCAACAGGCCCUCCAGUGAUCCAUUCCCUCUCUGGGAAUCUCCAGUACCACGGCGAGAUCAAAAGGAGCGCUGGUGGGGAUGAUGAAGCGCUACAACCUAGCAGACUCGGACUAUUGUGGGCGCCGGAUUCCUCUUAUCAACCCGCCGCUGCUCUCUUGACGGGCUGUGUAUAAAGAGGGAGAGUGAGGGAAGAUCUGCGCUGGGUGCUUUGAAGAGGGAGGAUUACGCCUGGACAGUGACACUCACAAUAACAAGUCUACCAGGCUCAGCUAGGUGCUGCAUGGGAGUGGACUGAGCAAGUUUCAGCUCAGAGUGUUGGGAGAAUGUGGGAUCCCCUGCAUGACGGCCUGGCUGCUCUGCAUCUGUACCUCCUCCCCUGCCACCUCUGCACUGACCCUCCACACAUGUUACAACAGUGGGUCCCAAACUCUUUUUAAAACAGGACACCCGUUUUUUAUCUUUUUUUUUUCUUUUUACAGUGACAAAUAUUUCCGUUGCUUGCUCUGACAUUUGCUACUUCUGACUACUGUGCAUCACAAACUCACAAGCAAGUGUGUUGUGUUAGUAUGACAACUGGCAAGCAUGAACUAUUGUCACCAACUGCAUCAUAACCACAUAUUUAGUAGGGUUUUAAUAUGGUGAUAUCUAUGCUUAUUCCCUUUUUCUUGAACACACCUUGGCACCAACUUUAAGAACCGCAGUGUUAAAGUAUAGAGCCUACGAACUGAAGGGCACUCCAUCUCGCCUGACAUGGGAACACAACUCCAUCCCCUGGUGAUAAGCUUACAGUAUGCCUUUGCCUUUUAAUUGGUACCAUCCAAACAAACCAUCGUGGUGCUAUAAAGAGCUUCAUUUUUUCAAGUAGAAUCAUCUUUGAUUGUUGCAUAUUUAGCUUUAACAGUUUAUUGUGACAAAACAGAAAGGUUUCAUACAUAGUUCCUACUUGUGCAUAUGUUUUAGAAUAUAUUGAAUAAACACGUGCACACUUGUCAUGCCCAAAUGCUCCCUCUUUAAUACUACAAAACCUACAUUUUAGUUGGUCUUGAAGAUUUCAACUGUUUAUCUAAAUGUUUUAAUCUAUAGCUUGUGACAGGAAGUGCACCUCAUUAAUUCUCAAGAAUUUGUCAGUGCUCAUGGGUUCCAAUCUGUUAGAAGUCUAGAAGUUUGUUAGGACUUUUGAUGUGUUUUUAAAUUAAUCUUUGUGUCCAAGUACUUUUAAACUCCUCAAAAACACAUUCCACAUGCACAACAGUCAGCAGCAUUUUAGCUGCUUUAAGGCAAGGCUGAAAACAUGAAACAGAAGUAAAACUGACUGCUUUUAAACUGACUGUCAAUUUAUCAUGUAAUGUUUAAAAUGGUACACAUAACACUUUUAAACAUUUUGACAUGACACAACCCCUCACUCUCACAGGCUUUCUGCUCACAUCAAACUCAACACCCUGCAGAUCCACGCUGCCACUUCUUCCUGGCCAUCGCUCUACCCUGUAUUCACUCUUUCCCCUUGACCUUUGACCUUUCAGUUCCACAUAGAAUAUCAUAGUCACUCACUAUCUUCUACUGUACACUGAAGACUUUGUAAGAGAUACCCUGCAUCACCUUCUCCCUUUUGGGUUGUUUUUACAAUCUGGGUCUUAUUAUACUUUUACUAAGAUACUGAAUGUGACACAUUGUCAUUGCUAGCCACAGCUGUACAGUGGAACGUCCUGGACCAUUGGACCAAAGAUCAGAAAGUUUUUAAAUAGGUACCAUAUUAUCUAAGCCUUUGAUUUUGGCCACCUAAGUGGGGAUCCGGACCCCCAAGACGUCACAAAAUAAAUUAUAAAGGCUCCAAGAUUAUUGACAGCAUAGGCAAGAGGACACAUUUCUGCCACAAAAUAAUUUUUGUCCGGAUUUUUCUCCAAUCUUUGCUUUUUCGUGUAAAGUACUGGAUGGGUUCACUUCUACAGUCCUAAAAUAUUCAAUUGAAACGAUCUGAGAAGGAGAAAAAUCUCUUUGGUUAAACUACGUACAACUCAAAGACAAAUCCAGCCUAUGGUGAGGGGCCGCAAAUGGACAUUGCCUCGAUUGAAAGAAUCACAAGCCAAAAAGGCUGGGAACGACAGAGCUAAAUCACUUGUUUGUAAAUCUGUCUCUAGCAGUGUUGUUUCAUCCCCAUGUCUAAGAAGAUUAGCUGUUGAGUAAAAUGUUAUCAUAAGCAAUGGGACUGAUGGCCAGAACUACAGAAAUAAGCCCCGGCGUAACCUGCUCUCUCUGCUGCUUGUUGGCUCUGAGCUGCGGCCUUUACACUGGAGGCAGUUUUAAACUGACCAAUCAGACAUGCCAGAGGAAAUGUGCAGUAUGGUGAUAUUAUAUGGGAUGUGAGACAAAGGGACAUAAUUCUGUGCAGCGGGAUGUCUGGUAACCCUACAUGUGUUCACGAUGUACAAUCAGUCAUUAAAGUGUACAAACAAAUUAGGAUACAGGCCCAUUGUCCCGCUGACAAUACUCAGAUCUCACAACCUACUGGUGUCUGCCUAUUUAAUUAUAUGUAUCUCUUUUAUUAAAGGAGGACAGUUGUAAGACUGAGAUGCUAACAUGAGUUUUGUGGCUAGCUAAUACAGUAGCUUACGGCCACAAAGCCACGCAACAGUCACGCUCCAAGAAAUCAUUGUGCUGUUGCAGCUUGGUAGAAAACAGUUAAACAUCUAACACCUGUUUGCCGAUGCAUGAAACUAAUGCUUUGGUAGAAUGCAAUAUCCAGUGAUGUAGUCCUACAGACCUUCCAAAAAAACAAGUCUGACACCAGUGUUGUUUGAUUAAAGAUUUUAAGGUUUGGCUGACAAUGGCUCUUGUUUUCCCCCCAGAUAUGUGACUCCCUUAUCAAGCAGAACGCCUCUUCAUAUCGUUCAUUGUCAUACUUUCUUUUUUUCCCUGUGAUUUUUUUCGGCACUGGUCUGUGAUGUUAUCAAAUAUAUAAUUAAGUCUCUUAAAUAAUUUGGCUUCUGUUUCAUGAUUUAUCAU
Siniperca chuatsi (mandarin fish) is the source of this 7143-nucleotide messenger RNA. It is a transcript of the gene brip1, whose product is annotated as BRCA1 interacting helicase 1. Lineage: Eukaryota; Metazoa; Chordata; Actinopteri; Centrarchiformes; Sinipercidae. Gene Ontology annotation, molecular function: ATP binding; DNA binding; hydrolase activity, acting on acid anhydrides, in phosphorus-containing anhydrides. Gene Ontology annotation, cellular component: nucleus. The transcript has 20 exons. The record is from RefSeq and is a predicted model, not a curated record. Gene Ontology annotation, biological process: nucleotide-excision repair; double-strand break repair involved in meiotic recombination. The coding region runs from base 465 to 4316 and encodes 1283 amino acids.